GCACACAAGCACUGCUAAAGUAUGGCUGACGGGAACGACGAUGCCAUCUUGCUAUGAGAGAGUGAUGGGCAUGACACUACAAGAUGCCUUACUUCGGGAUGUAGAGCUCAUCGACAAUCCACAUGAGGCGAAGACGUUCUGGCUGCCUGCCGACGCUUGUCCGGCAACCUCCUUGGAGAGGAUCGCGAAGGCUAUCUACGACUUUCACGUCGCCAAUAAACAACACACCCACGGCCACCAAGAUUCAGCCCUCACGGGUCCAGUUGGCUCCACGCCAUCUGCAGUAGCACACAGCGGAAACAUCCCAUCCCGAGAUAAGCCUGGCGUCGUCCGUCGUGACGCAAGCUCCCAUACCGGCGGUGUUGAGUCCGGGGCGGAGUGGUGGGUUCAGCAAAGAGAAGAAGGCCGUCAUGCAAGCGUGGGGAUGCCAUUCCAUUGGGAUAAAGACGAGGAGAUGCUGGAGCAAGAGGGGCUGGUCGUGUGCCCGUCGGUGUCGACAGUGACGUACUUGACGGGGUACGGUGCGCCGACAGUUGUGCUUGAGGCCCGUGCAACAGGCAGCGGGACUGUACAAGAGGGAGAUAUCAACCAAACAUUUGUGAGCUACCCGGCGCUCUUCAAACACCUCGCUUUCGACGGUGGCUUUUUGCACGGGGUGCCAGAGCAGCUCAUGCGAACUGGAGAUCAACGCGUCAGCGGCAAAGUAGGGAGGGACGGUGGGCGACGAGAGGCUCGGGGCGGCAACGACAACCAUGGCAUCCGCUCCCGGACAUCCCUUCCUUCUUCGAAUGGCACGCGUCGUCGACAAGGGCGGAUGCGUGUGACCUUCCUCGUGAACGUGUGGCUGUCUCACAAGCCAAAGGGAAUUACAUCGCUUCCAGCAGAUGUUGCAGGGUCUCUCAGCAACAUCAGCGUCCCGCUGUGCUUUGACAGGCCAGGUGAUUUUGUCCCCGUGCCAGUUGAGAAGGAGCAGGAAACCCAACCUAGCCAGGAAGAGGAUGGAGGGUCCAUCCGGGGGACGAAACCGUCGAGCAUGCUUUUGAACGUCCCGCUUGGGCCGACUCUUCUCCUUGAAGUUCGAGCCCCUACACCCGAGAGGCUGUCGACGGGUGGUUUCAAAGAGAACGACUCGUUCGCGUUGGUGUAUGCAGAAGGCAGCCAUUCUCGCAUCUCGACCGUGCAGGCGGGGGAAGUGGGCGGGGCUGCGCAUACCACGGGCUAACGGAGAGCAUGUGACCACUACCGACCUGAGCCUUGCGAUGUUGAAAGCGAAAAGUCUGCAGAACGGGUUGGAAGGAAACAUGGAGACAGGGUCGAAAGAUCACCACGAAAAAGAAAACACGAAAUGCAAGGCUACUAUGUUUAGGGUUGCGAGUGGUACUUGCCGGUGGUUGUGUGCACACACGCUCUGAACAGUGGGGUGACCGGCAGUGAUCAUGCACAAGGACAACGAUGCCGGAGUGUUCUCUGCUUCGACCAGACUCAUGCCCCUCUUGGAAGUUCACUCAUGGUUUGGGACACAUCAUUGGCGACAGCUGCCAUAGCGCACAAAUAAGUGCGCAACCAGUUCGUUGGGAGUGCUAGGUCUCGGAAUAGGAGGGAAUAAGCCUCGCAAGAUUUUGUGUGAUAAAAAGCGCGUCAA
Molecule: messenger RNA, 1642 nt
Organism: Ectocarpus sp. CCAP 1310/34
Lineage: Eukaryota; Phaeophyceae; Ectocarpales; Ectocarpaceae
Source: the annotation of a GenBank genome assembly